AUGUCGCACACCAUUCUCCUGGUACAGCCGGGUCAGCAUCCCGAAACACGCACCUACAGUGACUAUGAAAGCGUCAACGAAUGCAUGGAGGGUGUGUGCAAGAUCUAUGAGGAGCAGCUGAAGCGACGCAACCCAAACACAGCGACCAUAACCUACGACAUUAGCCAGCUUUUCGAUUUUGUCGAUCAGCUGAUGGAUCUUAGCUGCCUUGUGUACCAGAAAUCUACCAACACGUACGCACCAUACAACAAGGAAUGGAUAAAGGAGAAAAUUUACGUACUGUUAAGGCAGGCGGCCGGUAACAUGGGAUAA
Anopheles marshallii is the source of this 312-nucleotide messenger RNA. RefSeq names its product enhancer of rudimentary homolog. The coding region runs from base 1 to 312 and encodes 103 amino acids. The transcript has 2 exons. NCBI's taxonomy places the organism in Eukaryota, Metazoa, Arthropoda, Insecta, Diptera, Culicidae. The record is from RefSeq and is a predicted model, not a curated record.